Messenger RNA from Pomacea canaliculata, 3555 nucleotides. Its product is annotated as ankyrin-1-like. The record is from RefSeq and is a predicted model, not a curated record. Gene Ontology annotation, molecular function: protein binding. NCBI's taxonomy places the organism in Eukaryota, Metazoa, Mollusca, Gastropoda, Architaenioglossa, Ampullariidae. The coding region runs from base 63 to 2483 and encodes 806 amino acids. The transcript is spliced from 2 exons.
GGUUUAAUACACAGCUAGUUACUGCCGCCAGCUUUACUCGCAACGCUUCAUCUACGAGGAAAAUGGAUAACCUGUUCGAUGCCAUCAGACACGGAAGCUUCGAAAAAGUACAACAGAUCGUCUCUUCCGAACCUUCCCUUAUUGAUGUUGCUGAUGACACGGGACGGACAGCAAUAACAGUAGCUGUCGAAAGUCGAAAUGUUGGGGUAGUAAAGUUACUUGUGGAAAGGAACUGUCGCCUGUCCAGAUGGCUUGCAUUUAACUUCAUAUUCAGCAGUAAAGAACCACAACUUGAUGGCUCACCCCCAAGUUUAAAUAAAGAUAUGGACGAUGUCUCUAGGAGUUUGGAUGAGAAUGUCCUACUUAUAAAUCAUUCUUCGGUGGAUGGGGAUUGUGGUGAAGGGAAGACUACAGCGAGGAUUCAGGCAGAAAUUCAGUAUCCUCGUAAAGAAGAUAGUGAUAUAUGCUUGGGUAACAGGCAGACCGUUCCUCCUUAUAUUCAAAGUCAACAUUGUGAUAAAACAGAGCAAAGCUUAUUGAACACAAAUUUGUUUUAUCCUCCUUUGCUGGCAGCAGUAACAGUUAAUUCCCUUGAAAUGGUUAAAAUAAUUUUAGAAACUCAAAGAUGCUUUGUAGACGAAGCUCAUAAAAAUAUAACGCCACUUCUUCAAGCCUGUAUUAAAGGAUAUACAGACAUUGCAGCAGUACUUAUCAAAAGUGGGGCAGAUGUGAAUGGUCAGUCUGCAAUAAACAGCCUUGCGGAAGAGGCACAGUGGUAUUAUAAACCCUUGUACCAGGCUGUGCAACACAAUCAUAAUGACAUCAUAGAGAUUCUUGUCAACAGUGGUGCAUUGUACCUUCAGAUUGUCCCCCUUGAUACCAACAGCUUCCAUGCUGCUGAUCCAGCAUCAAUGUCCCAUAGGGGCCUAGCAACCUUGCUUGAACUUGCAGUUCGGCGGUGUCAACCACCAAUGGUGUCAUUUCUAAUAGAGAUUUUUCGAAGUAGUAUCACAGAUCUGAGUAGGUACUACUCCCUGAUGUGGAGCAUCAAGCUUCACCUAACUGACAUGACACAACUAUUGAUUGCCAAACUGUUUCCAGAGACGUACAAUAUUGAGACAGAUGAAUGCCGUGAACAGUAUCGUCAGACACUUAGAGUUGCUGUUCGGGAAUGUCCACAAAAUGAUGAGACUGUACCCUUGUUGUUGCUAAAACGAUUUGGUGCCAGUCUUUUCAUGAAAGAGGAAAACUUCUUCAUCAUUUUGCAUUCUGCAGUAAUACGCUGUUUACCUCAGCUGGUAACCAGACUUGUUGAAAUGAUGAAAGAACCACAGUGCCAGUUUGAUGUCUCAGCAUAUGAGAGUUGGCCAGAUAUUUGCAGUGCAGCAUUGUACUAUGGCAACAAGCAAAUCUUGACUGUAUUGUAUGAACAUGGCCUGUUAGACUUUAGUGCCUAUUGUAAUGGAGAAAAUGCUUUCUUUGAAGCCAUCUUUUGUGGAAGAAAUGGCUCUUCUGUGUAUGAUAUUCUGUCCUGGUUAGUGGAUCUUGGCCUUGACCCAACCUGCUCAGAUAACAACAAAAUGCAGCCAAUUCAUGCUGCUGUCACAUAUCGCCUCAACUCAGCUGUUGAUGCACUUUGUCGGCUGGGAGUUGAUGCUAAUGCCAGGAUGGGAACUGAUGACCUUCCAACACCUCUUCAUCUUCACCUUAAUCUUAGGGUCUUGCAACUGGGCUGUGAUCUCAAUCUAGACCUUAUCAAUAUUUUAAUUAGUCAUGGAGCAGACCUAGCUAUUGAGAACCGGAAAGGAUACACCCCUGUCUCUAUUCUUUUUUGGCUGCUUCAUGCUAACAUAAGGCAACAGGAAACAAACAGUCAUCCUGCUGGUCUAGAUGAUCAUGGCUCAGGUCGUAGUAGUAUUUCUGGGAAUACUUCUGCACAAGGUUUUGAAUCUGUACCAUCAGUGGACUUUAGCACUGUUGUCAAUCCUCCAGCAUUUUCUAUAGGAACUUCAGAAGAGGAAUCUCUUAGAACGCAAACAGAAGACCAAACUUCAGAGUAUAAUUUGUCAGCACUUCAAAAUAUCGUACAUCCUUUAAAUUCACAAGAGAAUGACACAACCCAAAAGAGAAAUGAUUCAUCGCCACAGGAUCAAAGACUGGGAUUACCAGCUCAAGACACCGUUAUCAUCCUUCCCUCCUUCCUGCGCCCUGGCAGCCCAUGGCGAUCGCUGGUUGAAAUUUUAGUUGAGAAAUUUGGUGUGCAGUUGUUCACAAUGGGAGCAGCACGUCUUACAGGCCCUGAACACUGGAAGAGGGUCUACUUUUGCCUUCUGCAGGCUGGCAUUGACAUAGGGCGUCUUCCUUCUCUUAGAGCCUUGUGCUGGCUGACUGUACGCAGUCAUAUUGGCAGUGUUAGAUUUAGUCAAAAACUUGAUCAGUUGCCUGUACCAUCGAUCAUCAAAACGUACCUCAUGUCUCUUUGACUGUCUAACUAGAGAACUAAUUACAUUUUAUCAUGGCAUUGCUGUUGUUGUUAUUGUUAUGAUUUACCAAAAAUCUCAGUAUAAAUGAGAAGUGAGAUAAGCAGUGACACCAAGAAAGACAGCCCAAAGGAGAGGGAAGAUAAGAGAGAGUGUUACUUGUAGAGGCUCAGUAAUUUGUAAAUUUGCAGCAUAGUUCCUACAGUGUGUAAGCAUGCAGUGAUGUAUACAUGCAGUAAUGGGAUGGAACAAUUUAAAAACAAAUUAGUUCUCUGUUAGAAAUGGCUUUGCAAAACUGAUAUAAAAUCUGAAGUUUUCUGACGGGCUUUGUAUUUACAUAUUUAACCACUUGUUAUACACUAAUUCAGGUCAGUAAAGGGUUAUAAAAAGAAUUGUUGAGUGGGUUGGUUGGAAAACAUUGCAUGCAGAUAAUGUGUUUCCCACACCCAACAAAAAAAUUGCAUGUAGAGAAAAGCUGUAGUAAAGAAAGCAAAGUAAAUAACCUUUUUCACAAGAUUUAACAUUGAAUCUGACAUAAUGGAGAGAAAUGUAGUUCUCCUCAACAGAUGAUGCAAGGAUUUUAAUGUUUAGCGAUUUCCAUCUGCAACAUAUAUUUAGUAAUUAUAGUGCUUAAUUUGCAUGUGUAUGUGUGUGAAUGAUCUCUUAUUUAAAUCCAUCCAUAGGAAUGUCACUUAAGCAGUCCAUCAUGUUGUUAUCUAAACAUUUGAUUAAAAAAACAGUAGUAUCUUGGACAUAUUUCAGACGAAACUUCACUGGUGUAAUGGAUUGCUUAUUUCUUUAUGCUAAAGUUGUUUGCAUUAAUUUGUUUCUCCUGAUUAUUAUAUUUUGGUUUAUUUUAUUAAUAUUCCAUAUUUAUACUGAGAUAGACAUGAAUGAUGUUUACCCAGAAGAGACUGGUUUUUUGACAAGCAUUGCAAAAAUAUAUUACAUUUUAGAGUAUACUUUACAUGAAAGAUUUAUAUCUUUUAUUUAAUAAUAAUUGCAUUAUCCAGCUACAUUAGGUAGCCAUGCUGUGAUUUUGUGAUUUAUGACAAGUAAAAUAGGUUCUGCUGCA